GAUCUAUCAAGAACUAACACCUUAUCAUUUCCUGGCUCAACGAUUUGCUCAAGAAGGAACACUCAAGGGAUUUUCCUAUCGUUCCAGUCCAUCUGAAUCUGAAUCUGCGGAGGAUAUAUUAUUAUAAUGACGACUGUUGGCCCACGUUUGGUUAUAAAAAUGGAUAAUAUUACUACACAAUUCGCUAACUCUUCAGUUGAUACGGAGAAUCCCCCACCAUCAGCUGAGUGUAUCUCCCUGGUCCUUAAUAUUGUAAUUCCCAUAUUAUCCGUAUUGGUUUUCGUUGGGACCGUCAUUGUUACCUACUUCGUCGACGACCCUGGCUUACGGAAAUUGAAACGCUCGAGUCAACAACCUGAAGAGAUCGUUGUUUCGGAUUCCGAUAAUAAUUAUGUUCGUUAUCUGCCCGAGCAGAAGUUACAAAACCAAGUCAAAGGUCAUACGUUUUCUUCCUUUUCUGCACAAUACAACGUAUCAACGAUUACUGGAGCUGACUCCUCUGAAAUUCGAAAACCUUUAGCUUAUCCUCGUCGCCGCGCCUGUUCUGAGUCCAACCCUGAUCGCCGUGUUAGCGACGCAAGCUCAGAAACCCAGGUUAUCUUGGAACAUAUGCUUUUGCCUCUUGGGUCUGGAAGCACGCACAGUUCGAUGCGCACUAGGCCAGUCUUCCACGUUUCCUUACCACAAAGAUGGACGAAACGCUUUGGAAAAGAGUCAGAAAACGUUGUGUCAAAAGAGAACCAGGACGAAAGUGGGCAGCCUUCGGAGUGUCACCUCCAGGGUACUUGAUACGGCUCCAUCUCUAGGCCACGUCAAUCAAAGCACAGUUGUUGCUCUCCAGAAUUUCCUUGUAUAAAUUGAGAUGAGUCACUAGUUUUGUCAUUUGUUGGCUAACAAUUUUAUGGUGUACUCCCGUUUUGCCUUUUACUGGUGAUUAACAUUGGUUUUGAUUUCCCUCAUUUUCACCUUUCAUUCUUCCAAUCGCACCUUGUAAAAAUAUUCAAGCAUACUUGAGCUAUCUCACUGCAUUUCUGAAAACAUACCUUCUAUCAUCAAAGCACCACCUAUACUCUACCAGUUUGUACUAGAUGCUGGCAUCUUUCUCUCACACGCUUAAGCUUUUACACUACAUGUCCCGAUAAGGUAUCGUGGUGCGAUGUGUUUUAACCCGUGCCAUUUCACUUUGGCUUGAUAACAAAUAUACACUGCACUAAUAGUUGUGACUAUUUUCGUGCCAUUUAUUACCGCUUGUCAUAUGGCAAUACAUUUGGAGUGACGUGUCCAAAUGUUACCACUGGUAACCAAGGCACUCUCUGAUGUGCACUCACUGUAAACGUUUUUAGCAAAAUAAAUUUUCAUUCACUGCCA
Dicrocoelium dendriticum is the source of this 1368-nucleotide messenger RNA. The record is from the annotation of a GenBank genome assembly. Lineage: Eukaryota; Metazoa; Platyhelminthes; Trematoda; Plagiorchiida; Dicrocoeliidae.